AUGCAACCAUCGUCUCAACCGUUAGGCAGACCAAAUAUGCCAAUACCACCAUCGACAUUUUUAGCCAAUUCACUUCCAGGUGGUCAGUUGUCAUCGACACAUAAUCAAAAUUUUAAUGGUGCUUCUGCGGUGGCUGCUUUAGCCGCUGUUGUUUCUGCAGCUAUGCAAGCGGUACAGUCGAAAUCCACCGGUGGUGGUGGUAGUAGCGGGACAAAUCUACCCGGAGCAAUUCAACAACAGUCUUUGACUAAUAGUCAGUUACAGCAGCGCAAUUCAUUGAAUGCAAUUACAAAUGCAUUGAGAGCAGCUAAUCCGAAUUGGAAUGCAAUGAUGACAAAUGCACUGAACAGUAAUAAUAAUAACAACAAUAACAGCAAUAAUCGUCUUAAUACUACUAAUAGUAAUAAUAAUAGUAAUAAUAAUAACAAUAAUAAUAAUAGUGGUAGCAACAGUUUCAAUCCCAGAUGUUUACCAUUUCAGUAGAAUGUGGAUGACACAAAAUACGGCCAUGAACAUGAUGAUGAAAUGAUGUAAUGAAGACAGCAAAAAUAUGUAUAUAAUUACUUCAUUAUCAUUAUUAUUAUUAUUGCUGUUUCUUUCUUCAUCUUUCUAUUUUUGUGUAUUUCUGUGAAUUUAACUAAUUUUUCUCUCCCCUUCACUAUUGUUUUAACAUUAAGUUUCUUAUCUCGUAUGUUUCAUAACUGUUUUGCUCGUCUUGUUUUGUCUUUUUUUUCUGUAAUAUAAAAACAGUAUUCAUCGAAGAGACUAUUGCCAACGGACUUAUUAUCAAGUUUUAUAUUGGUAUAUGUAUAUAUUUGUAUGUGUAUAUACAUAAUAUUUUAAGAUAUCCUGUAUCUCGUGAGGAAAUUUGAACAAAGAUAGUAUGAAAUGCAAUCAGUGUGUUUGUGAUUAUAAUCAUAGUUAAAUAUCAAGUGACAAAACAAAUAAUGUGAUGUAUAGAGUAUU
Molecule: messenger RNA, 966 nt
Organism: Trichobilharzia szidati
Lineage: Eukaryota; Metazoa; Platyhelminthes; Trematoda; Strigeidida; Schistosomatidae
Source: the annotation of a GenBank genome assembly